UUUAGAGGAGAAUUUCUCUAAAAUUUGGAAAAAAAUAUAUAACAAUAGAUAUAUAUGAGUAAUAAAAGCAGUGGUUGUUUUGAAUUGGAGUUCAGGGUUUGAAGCACAAUGGUAGGUAGGAAAUCAUACGGAGAGAGAAAAAAAAGAACAGCAACGAUUACAGGGCAAUCGUUGGUGAUGUCAGUUUUGAACUGAGUUAAAGUUGACUUUUGUUUUAAACACUGCAAACUCCUUUAAUCUGUAAUAUUCGCAAAUGUGGCAAUUCUCAUAUGAGGACAUUUUAUGUACUUGCAGCAUUUAGUAUUCGUUCAAAUUUGGCAGACUUGUUAUCAAUACUCUGUCUCUUUUCUAUUUUCACUUAAAAGGGAAAUAAAAUAGAAAUAAAACCAGCACAUUUUUCUCAACACUUUGGUCUACGCUGCUAUUGCAUUUAAGUGUUGCCCUUGAUAGCGCUGGUGCUCGGAGAAGUGUAUUUUUAUUCUUAUUGUUUUUAUAAUGUGAUUGCUUGACUGCUUGCGAUCGUGCCCCUCUUCCUGCCACUCGUGCCAGUGACGUCACAGCGGUGAGAGGAGCCGUCCUGCCGCCGAAACAAGAUGGCUGUGCGGGCGGGAGGAGCAAUGCAGGGGAGCUACCAAAGUGGAUGCAGGGUCUCACCCCUGUGCCGAGCAGCACACGACAGCCGCGCGUAGCGAGCGAGGAGCUCAUUCGAGAAACCACGUCGUUGUUUCCCUCCCCGUCUCCAAAUCUGGCUUUUAAGUGGUGAGACGGAGUGAGACUACAAAUCUCUGUUCGGUUCGGGCAGGUAGCGGCGGUUCAACGGAGGACAGCCGGGAAUCCUCACGCCACGCAACGGAGAUGUCCCUACUAUGCGUGGGAGUGAAGAAAGCCAAGCUGGAUGGACCCCAAGAGAAGUUCAACACCUAUGUGACUCUUAAGGUACAAAAUGUGAAGAGCACAACCAUCGCUGUCAGGGGCAACCUGCCCAGCUGGGAGCAAGACUUCAUGUUUGAAAUCAACCGCUUAGACCUUGGCCUAACUGUAGAAGUGUGGAACAAAGGGUUAAUCUGGGAUACUAUGGUCGGCACCGUGUGGAUUCCCCUUCACAGCAUCAGGCAGUCAAAUGAGGAGGGCCCAGGUGAGUGGCUCACAUUGGACUCUCAGGUCAUCAUGACUGACAACGAGAUCUGCGGCACCAAAGAUCCCACCCUCCACCUGGUCCUGCUCGACACGCGGUUUGAGCUUCCACUUGACAUCCCAGAGGAGGAGGCCAGGUACUGGGCUAAAAAACUUGAGCAACUUAAUGCAAUGAGGGACCAAGAUUACUCAUUCCAAGAAGAACAGGAACGACCACUCCAGGUUCCAAGCACACAGUGCUGUAAUUGGAGUUUAUGGGGAGACCAACAGAACGAUGACCAAGACAGUGCUGUGGAUGACAGGGACAGCGACUAUCGCAGCGAAACCAGUAACAGCAUCCCGCCUCCAUACUACAGCACAUCUCAGCCCAAUGCCUCUGUCCACCAGUACCCAAUCAGCCACCAGCACCAUAACUCCAAAGGUGUCUCGUACCCUCACUCGACCAACAGUCAUGAUGUUGACUACCAUCAUCGGCGGACUGUUAGUCCCACAGGAAGCUAUGCAUCAUCUGCAGAAUUGAGUCGAUGCAGCAGUCAGCUGAGUGAGGAGGACUAUGGUGGUGAAUAUGGAGAGAGGGACCCUUACGACGAGAAUGACUCUUACCAUUCCUGCCACUCCUCAGUCAGCUACAGUAAAGGUUCCCCAGACUGGGACCCUGAUGAGACCCAAGGGGCGUACAGUGACGAGGGUGGCUACAGCAAAGAUGGAGGUGAGGAGGCAGCUCUGUAUGAAGAAGAAGAUGGUGGAUUGUAUGAGGUAGAAGAGGAGGGCCUAUAUGAGGAUGAGGACCUCAUAUAUGAUGAUGAAGAUUUGUACAAUUUAGAUGGAAACCUCAGUGAAGAUUUGGAACCUCCAUUCACGCCCACCCCAACGUCAACUGCCCCACAAGCUCUGGACGUACCAAGUGCUAGACCUCCGCUGGAGAAACAACCCUCAGUACAUGAAAAACAGCCCCCUACACAACCUACAAAUCAGAUAACCAGCAAGGGUCCGCCUGCUUGUGUUGCCCCAGCAGCACAGCCUCCAACUCAACAGACUUCUCAAACAUCUAAACAGCCACUCACUCAAACACAAGCACAGACGGCUUCAUCUGCCACUUCCUUCUUCUCAAUGGCCAAGCCUCUAACAGCCAGAGUCACAGGCCUAGCCUCCACCUUCCUGUCUUCUGUCCCCACUGCCCAACCUGCCCAGUCUUAUCCACCACCACCACCAGGCACAUCCGAACAUCAAUCUGCAGCAGCAAACAAUCUCCCACCAUCCUCCCCAGCCACCUCAGCUGCAACUCAGCCCCCCUCCACGGCGACAGGCCCUUUGUCUGAGCAGAUUCCAAAUUCAGCUCAGCCUGCAUCUCUACUUAAUGGUUCUGCCACUCAACAAUUGGCUCCAACUGUGGACGAAGAUUCACAAGUGGAAGGAGAGUCUUUGUUGGAGGAGGAAAACAUACCAGAAGAGGCAAGAUUGUCCCCUACACAACCAGAGGAGAAUCUCGGCACGGAGAAAAAGGAGUACAUUGAAAAAAGCAGACCACCCAGCCCUGAGGAAAAAGAGAUGCCACCGGAGAGUCCUCCAGUUAUAGAGGAGCUCAAAGAGCCAGUGGAUCCAGCAGUCCGAGCCAAAGAGAACUGGCUAAGACUCUACAACAAGGUCUUAGACCAGCUCCGGGAGGCACGAGGAGAAACCUCCAGUUCACUGUGGUUUGGUAAAGGAGGGAUGGGAGGAGCACUCUAUAGUAUUGACAGCAUGCCAGACCUUCGGAAGCGAAAAGCCAUUCCUCUUGUCAGGGAUCUGGCUAUGUCACUAGUGCAGAAUUCUCGGAAGGCCGGAAUCACCUCCGCGAUGGCUUCCACCACUCUUGGCAAUGAAGAUUUGAAAAGUCACGUUUAUAAGAAAACCUUGCAGGCUCUGAUCUACCCCAUCUCCUCUACUACACCGCACAAUUUUGAAGUGUGGACAGCCACGACCCCCACCUACUGCUACGAAUGUGAAGGCUUGUUGUGGGGCAUCGCCCGACAAGGAAUGCGCUGCUCCGAGUGUGGUGUCAAAUGUCACGACAAGUGCCAAGAUUUGCUGAAUGCCGACUGUCUGCAGAGGGCUGCAGAGAAAAGUUCCAAGCACGGAGCGGAGGACCGAACCCAGAACAUCAUCAUGGUCCUGAAGGACCGCAUGAAGAUCAGAGAGAGGAACAAACCAGAGAUUUUUGAGCAAAUCCAGGAAGUGUUUGCCCUUGACAAAUCAACACACGCUACCCAAAUGAAGCAGAUCAAGCAAAGUGUGCUCGACGGGACAUCUAAAUGGUCAGCAAAGAUCAGCAUCACUGUGGUAUGUGCCCAGGGACUCCAGGCUAAAGACAAGACUGGUUCCAGUGAUCCAUACGUGACUGUCCAGGUGGGAAAGACCAAAAAAAGAACCAAGACCAUCUAUGGCAACCUCAACCCAGUAUGGGAAGAGAACUUCCACUUCGAGUGCCACAACUCUUCCGAUCGCAUCAAGGUUCGAGUGUGGGAUGAGGAUGAUGACAUCAAGUCUCGUGUGAAGCAGAGGUUCAAACGUGAGAGCGACGACUUCCUCGGUCAAACCAUCAUCGAAGUCCGCACGCUGAGUGGCGAAAUGGACGUGUGGUAUAACCUCGACAAGAGGACAGAUAAAUCUGCUGUGUCAGGAGCCAUCCGAAUGCACAUAAGUGUGGAGAUUAAAGGAGAGGAAACUGUGGCUCCUUAUCAUGUCCAAUACACAUGUCUUCAUGAGCAUCUGUUCCAGUACACCACUGAGGAACAGAAUGGUGGCAUAGUCAAGAUCCCUGAUGCCAAAGGAGAUGAUGCCUGGAAGGUGUAUUUUGAGGAGACUGCUCAGGAGAUAGUGGACGAGUUUGCUAUGCGUUAUGGCGUGGAGUCCAUCUACCAGGCGAUGACCCACUUCGCCUGCUUGUCAUCGAAAUAUAUGUGCCCCGGAGUGCCCGCUGUUAUGAGCACCUUGCUUGCCAACAUCAACGCUUACUACGCUCAUACCACCCAGUCGUCCAACAAUGUUUCCGCCUCAGACAGAUUUGCUGCUUCCAACUUUGGUAAGGAGAGGUUUGUCAAGUUACUUGAUCAGCUGCACAACUCCCUGAGGAUUGACCUCUCCAUGUACCGGAACAAUUUUCCUGCCAGUAGUCCGGAAAGACUCCAAGAUCUCAAGUCUACUGUGGACCUGCUGACCAGCAUCACAUUCUUCAGGAUGAAGGUCCAGGAACUUCAAAGCCCCCCCAGAGCGAGCCAGGUUGUGAAGGACUGCGUCAAAGCCUGCCUCAAUUCCACCUACGAGUACAUUUUCAACAACUGUCACGACCUCUACAAUAGAGAAUAUCAGACGGAUCCUUCAAAGGCGCUUCCUCCAGAUGAGCAGGGACCCAGUGUCAAGAACCUGGACUUCUGGUCCAAACUCAUCACCCUCAUUGUGUCCAUUAUAGAGGAGGAUAAAAACUCCUACACUCCUUGCCUUAAUCAGUUUCCACAGGAACUCAAUGUGGGCAAGAUCAGUGCUGAGGUCAUGUGGAACAUGUUUGCACAAGACAUGAAAUACGCCAUGGAAGAACACGAAAAGCACCGUCUGUGUAAGAGUGCAGAUUAUAUGAACUUACACUUCAAGGUGAAGUGGCUUUACAACGAGUACUGCAAGGAACUACCCACAUUUCAGAAACAUGUACCAGAAUAUCCAGCAUGGUUUGAGCCAUUCGUCAUCAUGUGGCUAGAUGAAAAUGAGGAAGUAUCCAGAGAUUUUCUCCACGGAGCUCUGGAGAGGGACAAAAAAGACGGCUUCCAGGUGACUUCAGAGCACGCUUUGUUCUCCUGCUCUGUAGUAGAUGUGUUCUCUCAGCUCAAUCAGAGCUUCGAAAUCAUCCGCAAACUGGAGUGUCCCGACCCUCAGAUUGUUGGCAACUACAUGAAGAGAUUCGCCAAGACCAUUGGCAAUGUCCUGCUGUCUUACGCUGACAUCAUAGCGAAGGAAUUUCCAAAUCAUGUGAAGAAGGAGAAGGUGCCAUGUAUCAUCAUCAACAACAUCCAGCAGCUUCGAGUUCAGCUAGAGAAGAUGUUUGAGGCGAUGGGAGGCAAAGAUCUUAAUGUGGAGGCAAGUGACUUCCUGAAAGAACUGCAAAACAAACUGAACAGCGUCAUGGAUGACCUCAGUCGCAUCUUUGCUGUCAGUUUCCAGCCCCAAAUUGAGGACAACGUCAGACAGAUGGGGGACAUCUUGGCACAGGUCAAAGGUCAGACUGUGCCAGCCAAUGGCAGUGUAGUUCAGGAAGCAGACAAUGUUCUGCAACCCAUCAUGGACUUUCUGGACAGCAACCUUUCGCUGUUUGCCAAAAUCUGCGAGAAGACCGUUUUGAAGAGAGUGCUGAAGGAGCUGUGGAAACUAGUGAUGAACACAAUGGAGAAAACCAUUGUGCUUCCAACACUUACUGACCAGACGGGCACUCAGAUAAUCUUCAAUGCAGCGAAGGAAUUGGGCCAACUGUCAAAGCUGAAGGAGCACAUGGGCCGAGAAGAGGCCAAAGCGCUAACUCCAAAGCAGUGUGCAGUCAUCGAGCUGGCCUUAGACACCAUUAAGCAAUACUUCCAUGCCGGUGGGGUGGGCCUGAAGAAAACCUUCUUGGAGAAGAGUCCAGACCUUGCAUCCCUGCGUUACGCCUUGUCACUGUAUACGCAGGCCACGGAUAAACUGAUCAGGAAGUUUGUCCUUUCCCAGCAUGCUCAGGUUCACGGAGGCAAAGGGAUCCGCUACACGGCAAAUGAAGACACGCCGCCAGAGAAACCAUCGGGGGUGGAUGCAGUCGGAGAAGUGGUCAUGCACGUGGACAUUCUACCUCAGCCGAACGGCGAGCACAAGAUCAGCAUCAAAGUGGUAGUUGCCAACGACCUGAAAUGGAGGGCGCAAGGUUUCCGCCCUUUCGUGGAGGUCUACAUCAUUGGCCCUCACCUCAGUGACAAGAAAAGAAAGUUUGCCACCAAAUCCAAGAACAACAGCUGGUCCCCGAAAUUCAAUGAGAGCUUCCAGUACUCGCUGGGCACCGAGGUGGGUCCAGAGAGUUACGAGCUGCACGUGUGCGUGAAGGACUACUGCUUCGCCCGCGAGGACCGCACGGUGGGCAUGGCCGUGCUGCAGGUGAAGGACAUCGCCAACAAGGGCGGCGUCACCUGCUGGCUCCCGCUGGGGCGCCGGGUCCACAUGGAUGAGACGGGCCUGACGGUGCUGCGCAUCCUGUCGCAGCGCAACAACGACGACGUGGCCAAAGAGUUCGUCAAGCUCAAGUCGGACCAGCGCUCGGCCGAGGAGGGCCGGAGCUGAGGGGACGCGGGCGCGGGGGGGGGUCCACCACGUGCGGUACACAAGCACACGCAUCCCCAAACGCUCGGCUGUAAAUACCUUCGCCUGCAUUUCGGCAACAUUGAGGGCAGAAUAUCUUUCUACAAGUUUAUUUCUUUUGGACAUAUUUUGACUCUUAGCUUCAGGUUAGCUACACAUUAAGCUAGCAUCUCACCUUUUCUACAGCCCACACGUAGAUGUGAAAAGUUGGAGGAUGACCACUUUUGCACUUUUUGCCUCCCUGUAUGGAUAUUCAGGAGAGUGUCGCUCCGCUGAGUUCGUCUGUGUGUAUCUGCGUUCUUCCUCCGCAUCCGCUCGUUUCGUGUCAAGUGGAUCUCCGGCACAGAUCUGAGAUCAGCGCCGUGUCAUAUCAGGGGUGUCCAAACAAUAAACAUAAAUAUGAAAAUGUAAAGCAUUUAUUCCGCAUCCUCUCCUUCCAGCUUACGUUCAACAUACUAGUUCUGUCUUUGUCCUCAACAGUAAUACAAUUCGGAACACGAGUAGAAUGAUUGGGAUGUAUAAAUAAAAUGACAAGUAAUUUUUUUCGCACUUCUACCUUCCACUAGUAUACUUCAAGUACAUGUUGCUAGUGAGGCACAAGUAGUAGUGGCGUUUUUGGUACUACUAGCUGUUUCCAUGAGGAUCUCUAUACUAGUAGGCCCAAAAUGUCACUGCAAGUGGGGGAAGAAAUGUUAGUAGUAAGACCAAAAAAAAUGACCACAUAUUAGUAACAUAAUGCUGUCAUAUUAGACACUAAUAGUGUUUUAUAUUAUUGGAGCAAGGCACAUCAUUUAUUUUAGAUGAGAAGGCUCUCCUAUGUAUAAAAAUGCCAAAAUGUGGACACACAGUUUACUAAUGUAUCUUCUGCCAUCUCAUCAGCGAUCUUCGGGCAGGAGGCGUGGUACACCCCAAAGUGGUUGCCAGCAAAUCACAGGACACAUAGAGUAGAAGCAAACAAGCAUUCGCACUCACAAUCACACCAACGGGCAAUUUAGAGUUUCCAAUGAAUGUGAUCAUGAAUAAUGUUUCAUUUUGUUGGAAGACUAUGCGAAAUAUGGCCCACAAGCCAUACUUUGGACACCCCUGCUAUGAUUUGAAGAGAACACCACUGUCCUGAGAUCAGCGUCCACUAAGUCCACCUUCACCUGUCGCGUGUUGUCGUUAAUGAACGCCUCGCAUGUUGAACCCCUCCUACCGAAACUGUGAUUAUCCUGCUGUAAUCAUGGCAACCCCUCACCUCCAAUAUUUCACCCCCCCCCCCCUUCCUUUGAGAUUUGACUCCAUCUCCAUGUUGCAGCCAGUCAUGUGUUGUAAAACACAACAUGGAGCACAGCACAGCACUGUACCGUUGUACCUUGACUUACGAGUUAUUCACUUUCCUAGUUUUUCGAGAUCCAAGCAGUUGCUUGGCUGAAUUUUUUUCAUUUUAUGUGCGCUUUGUUGGCGACAACGAAUACAACAAUAUCCGCCCACCAUCAGUCUAUGUGGUUUUCUCAAAGUGAGUCUUGUUUUGUGCUCACAUUUUUUCUUCACGUAUUUUUGAGAGCUGAGAGGAAGAAGCAAGUAAAGUUCAAUUGAAUUCAAUUGUGAAAUGAUGGAAAAAACAUUAAUAGGAUGUAUUUGUGGUACUUUUAUUGACAUAAUUGCCUUGUUGCUUAAGUCAGUUUUUGUUUUCAGAAAACAGGAAUAAAAACAAAUUCAAGGAACAAAAAAAGUUACCUCGAUCCAACCUUUGGCCUGGGUGAGAAGAAUCCACACAGACGUAAGAAGAAAACUGCAAAAUUAGGAUUUUUUUUUUUUUUUUUUUUUUUUUAGCUGAUGUUGUGACAGCAAAUUAAAAACGAUUUGACCAAUUUGUGGUUAAAUUCAGACUGAAGAAGAUUAAACUCGGUGAAUGAAGGUGAAACCAAAGGAAAAACGUGUAGCGAUUAAGGGGAGAAAAAUGUUGAUUUAUUUAAAAUGUAUUUUAUCAUGUUAUUACUAUAUUUUUUCAAGGGUACACUACAAUGUUUUUUUUCUUAUUUGUGUACAAAGUACUUUUGGGAGGGGGGUUGGAACGGAUUAAUGGCAUUUCCAUCCAUUUCAAUGGGGAUGAAUAGUUUGAGACAAGAAUGUUUUGCGUUUCAAGCGUGAUCACGGGCUAAAUUCAACACGUAAGUCAAGGUAACGCGGUACUUCCAAAAGGGCUACAAGACCUCCCUCCCCACCCCUCCCCACCUCGCACCCUGCCGUAAAAACGUGCCCGCUGUGCAGUCGAGUUUAUAUGUGCACAAAAAGUAAAAGGUUCUGCGAGCGUGAGCAAUAGGAACGAGCCGUUAACCAAUCAGUCCGCACCAGAACCGAAUCAUCGCCAUCUUAUUUUUGCUUCUGUGUAAACGUGUUGAAGGAGGAAUGUGUUUGUGUCCUUCAUCGACUAUUUGCCUUGAGGAGGACCCAAUUUGCACAAACCUGAGCACUCAUUUGAUUUUUUUUUUUUUUAUUGAAAGAAUUAAAGCCAUUGGAGUCGCCGCCAAGCAUUUAUGAUUCAAUCUUUUAUGUUGACUGCAAAAAAAAGAAGGGAAAGGGUGGUCUGACGUCCGCCCCCGUCGUCCCCAUCGUCCUUUGUGUUGUCCGACGAUGUCAUUGAUUGUGACCAAACACUGCUGGCCCAUCACACGUUUCGACUCGAUACGAUAAUAAUGAGUGUUAUUCAUCUCCAAGAGAUUCAUCUUUUUGAUGUUUUCUGGAUACAGGGUUUCCCUAACUUUUUCUUUUGUCUGUUUUUGAAGAUAAAGAUUAAAACUAGAACAGCAAUAAAUUGCAACUAAAACUAUUUUGCAGUAAAGUGAACUUAUAAUUUAUAAAAACAAAGUAAGUUAAAUCAAUGCCUGAAAAAUGUGACAAAAAUAUUUAAAAAAGGAAAUUGUUUGAAUAGGGAUGUCUUAAAACAAUGUAAAGAUGUACAAAAGCUUUGGUUUAAAAAAAAAAAAAAAAGGAAAAUAAGCUACCUUAGUCCAAACAUUUAAAGUCCCCAUAAAGUGAAAUCUCAUUGAAAAGUGUUUUGAAUUACAGUAAGGCCUCGGUUCUCGAACUUCCCGUUUUCAAACAAAUCGGAAUUUUUUUUUUUUUGCUUCUGUUUUCGAACGAAAAUUGGUACUCGAACGCCCCCAGGAAAACCCGAAAAUAACAUAUUGCGCACGGCCAGACCAGCUGACCCACGACGUGCUUUUGUUGUGAAUACCCACACCCCCAAAAAAUCGCGGAAAUAACAUAAUGCAGCCAGUGCAAGCAGAUGGCCCGCCCACAACGCGUUGUGACACUGUCAAUUCGAACGCCCCGAAAAAGGAAAAGAAAAACGGCAAUGACAUAACGCGCGUAGCGCAACCAGCGCACUUUUGUUAUUCUGUAUAACGCAGCCUCAGACGUGUCCAGGUAGUGACUGUUGUUUUUCUUCUUUUUUUCUUCUGACCGAGGACCGUAUUAACCCCCAAUCAUGGCUCCAAAGAAAUCAAAUUGCUCGUGUAAAGUUAUUCUGCACUUUUGUUCAUAAAAAGAGUUUACAAGGCUGGGGGCCGAGUCGCAACAGAUACGGCAAUGCACUCCCAGCCGAGCGUACUCUACUAUUAAAGCAUAC
Molecule: messenger RNA, 10093 nt
Organism: Syngnathoides biaculeatus (alligator pipefish)
Lineage: Eukaryota; Metazoa; Chordata; Actinopteri; Syngnathiformes; Syngnathidae
Product: protein unc-13 homolog A-like
Exons: 42
Coding region: 856-6462 (1868 amino acids)
Biological process (GO): synaptic vesicle priming; presynaptic dense core vesicle exocytosis; synaptic vesicle maturation
Cellular component (GO): plasma membrane; synaptic vesicle membrane; presynaptic membrane
Molecular function (GO): calcium ion binding; diacylglycerol binding; syntaxin-1 binding
Source: RefSeq, a predicted model, not a curated record